Messenger RNA from Larimichthys crocea (large yellow croaker), 3273 nucleotides. It is a transcript of the gene tfap2a, whose product is annotated as transcription factor AP-2 alpha. Gene Ontology annotation, cellular component: nucleus. NCBI's taxonomy places the organism in Eukaryota, Metazoa, Chordata, Actinopteri, Sciaenidae. Gene Ontology annotation, molecular function: DNA-binding transcription factor activity, RNA polymerase II-specific; RNA polymerase II transcription regulatory region sequence-specific DNA binding. The transcript has 7 exons. The coding region runs from base 1463 to 2761 and encodes 432 amino acids. The record is from RefSeq and is a predicted model, not a curated record. Gene Ontology annotation, biological process: regulation of transcription by RNA polymerase II; regulation of cell population proliferation; anatomical structure development.
AUCGCAUGCUGUUGUGGGUUAUAUGCGCAUUUUAGAUACACUGUAUGAUACACAGAUGUGUUUGAUCAUAAAUUAGAUAUGAGGUGACAAAACGCAGCUCUUAUUCUAAAUCAUAUCGUUGCGUCUUUGAUGUUAAAUCUAACCUCUCCUACAUGUACUUUUACGCAUAUAGUCAUAGUUGUGCCAUAUUCGGAAUACAUGUUUUAAAGUGUGUUUUAAGCAUCCCCUAAUAGACUUUCUAUAGAGUCUGUACUCUACAGGCUUCACUGUAAACCUGGCCUUAUUUUGUGAGGUGUGCAGGAUUUAAGAGACGAUCUUUGCUGAAACAAAACACUUUAGUUCCACUCGUUAAAGAACCGAUCACCAGCACAGACAGCAAGGCCAGGUCUCGCAUGCAUAGCUGUCAUUGUCAGACAGUUUCAUCGGUCCAUUCUCAUGAAAAACAACUACUCGUUUAAAAAAAAAAAAAAAAGGCAGGCCUGCUCCACCAAAAAUGGUAAUCCGGGUUUUAAAACGAGAGGGGCCAACGCCUUAAAGAGCUGGCGACCUGUCUGCUGACCCACGACCUGCUGAGGUGAAGGCUCGGCCGGCGACAGGGCAGAGCCAGGCUCUCCUGGCCGGUCAUUCAAAUGAAACAAGGCCAUGUUGUUGUGUUAAUUAUUUACAUUCCCCCCCUCCAAACCCAUGCGCCCUUACAGGUAGUCAAUGGACCUGUAGAGCCGCACCGAAUGGCUCACCUUUUUAACAUAACAUUGAGAGAAUGGCCUCUCAAGGUCUCCACUCUCAAUGGGAUUAAAAUAACAGUUUGGGAGUUUAAAAAAAAAAAGAAAAAAAUCAAGGGUGGCAACAAAGUGUGUGACAGGGUUGUAUUUGCAUAGACAUGCUGUUUUCACAUCAAACCCUGGUAAAGAAAUCAAUAAGACUCUGGCUUGUAGUCACUACACUUCAGCAAAAAAAAAAAAAGUUACUCCAUGAAAAAACGUGCUCAUUCUUUUCAUCACAUAAACUCUUUAAAAAAGCAUUUCUGCUGUGCUUUUUCUCUCAGCAUCGGGAAAUACACGUAAAAUUAUAGUAGAAACCGUCCCAGGUGCAUGCAGGUCCCCAUGCAUGACUAUACCCUCCCCUCUACAAACACACACCUCACUGAACAGUAGAAAUAAUAAGCAUGUGUAGCGUCUUGCUGCUUUAGUUUUUACCUGUGCGCUGUCCAUUGGUGUUGUGUGUGAGCAGAUGGGGGGAAUCAAACGGCUGUUGAUAUGCUAAUGAGGCCCUGUGCCAGUGUUAUUACAGAGCUGCUCCAGCCCUUCACUUCCACCAUUAGAGGGAGACCUCAGAGCGCAAGACAGACAGCAAACCCACAGCUUCAAUAAAAAGUAGUUUUUUUUCUGAGCGGGGAGCACAAUUCACUGAGUGAAAACAAGACUAAGGCGAUACCUAUACUCAAUAUCCACCUCAGCAACCCAUGAAAAUGCUCUGGAAAUUAACUGAUAACAUUAAAUAUGAAGAUUGCGAGGACCGUCACGACGGAACCAGCAAUGGGACAGCCAGGCUACCUCAGCUGGGCGGCGUGGGCCAGAGUCCCUACACGAGCGCCCCUCCGCUCUCCCACACACCGAACUCGGACUUCCAGCCCCCCUACUUCCCCCCGCCCUACCAGCCCAUCUACCCGCAGUCUCAGGACCCUUACUCGCACGUCAACGACCCGUACUCCCUCAACUCCCUGCACGCCCAACCGCAGCCGCAGCACCCGGGCUGGCCGGGCCAGAGGCAGGGUCAGGAGAGCGGCCUGCUGCACCAGCACCGCAGCCUGCCCCACCAGCUGUGCCGGGAGUACCGCAGGGAAGUGCUCCUACCGUCCGGCCACGGCAUCGAUACGGGACUGUCGGACUCUAUCCCUAUCCAUGGAAUACCUCACUCUUUAGAAGACGUUCAGCCUGUUGAGGAGCAAGGAAUUCACAUUCCCGACCAGACUGUAAUUAAAAAAGGUCCAGUGUCUUUAUCCAAGAACAACAACAUCUCCGCCAUCCCCGUAAAUAAGGACGGUCUUUUCGGAGGGGUGGUAAACCCCAACGAGGUGUUCUGCUCAGUUCCGGGUCGCCUGUCCCUCCUCAGCUCCACAUCAAAGUACAAGGUCACGGUGGCAGAGGUGCAGAGACGCCUCUCGCCGCCCGAGUGCCUGAACGCCUCUCUGCUGGGAGGGGUACUGAGGAGGGCCAAGUCUAAGAAUGGAGGAAGAUCCUUAAGGGAGAAGCUGGAUAAAAUCGGCUUGAAUCUACCUGCGGGCAGACGCAAGGCAGCCAACGUCACCUUGCUGACGUCACUAGUCGAAGGCGAGGCGGUACAUCUUGCCAGGGAUUUUGGUUAUGUAUGCGAGACCGAGUUUCCAGCCAAGGCAGUAGCUGAAUAUGUAAACCGUCAGCAUUCCGACCCAAACGAACAAGUCCAAAGAAAAAACAUGCUAUUGGCCACGAAGCAAGUCUGCAAAGAGUUCACAGACCUGCUGUCCCAGGACCGCUCACCGCUGGGAAACUCACGGCCGCAGCCCAUUCUUGAACCGGGAAUCCAGAGCUGUUUGACCCACUUCAGUCUAAUCUCGCAUGGUUUCGGGACCCCAGCGCUGUGCGCGGCCGUCACGGCCCUGCAGAACUAUCUGACCGAGGCUAUCAAAGCCAUGGACAAAAUGUACCUCAACAACAACCCCAACAGUCACUCAGAUAACGGCACUAAAGGCGGAGACAAAGACGAGAAGCACAGAAAGUGAUGUUUCCAUCCUACCUUCACCGAGGGCCAAACCCCAGGGCCCUUUCUUCUACACCGACCCACACCCCUCCGCCUCGCCCCGGCCCCCCACCCAUCCAAUAUAAAUAUUAUAAAUACCUUAUAAAUACUAUUGAUAAAGUUAAACGUGCCACUUCCUUGAUCUUGCGCGCGGUUUUACAUGUUUUUUGUUUUUACAUCCCAACUUUGGAUUCACGGGGAAAAACGACGCAAGAACCUUCUUCUUCUUCUUCUUCUUCUUCUUCUUCUUCUUCCAACACCUGAACCAUACGAAAUGUUAUUUAAAAAAAAAAAAGAGAAAAAAAAGAAAAGAGAAAAAAGCUGCAGAGGAACAGCUCCAGGGCGAGGAAAAAGGUGUAUUGCCUCAGCCAGAGGACUUUUUAUGUACUCCCCUUAUUUUUUAUGAGCUGCAACGAAUGGACUGAAAUCCAGCGACCCCUCUCUAUCUCAAUUUUACGAUUGUGACACAAAAAAAAAGAAAGAAAAAAAAAACAA